Messenger RNA from Bombyx mandarina (wild silkworm), 2845 nucleotides. RefSeq names its product leucine carboxyl methyltransferase 1. Gene Ontology annotation, cellular component: cytosol. The record is from RefSeq and is a predicted model, not a curated record. NCBI's taxonomy places the organism in Eukaryota, Metazoa, Arthropoda, Insecta, Lepidoptera, Bombycidae. Gene Ontology annotation, molecular function: protein C-terminal leucine carboxyl O-methyltransferase activity. Gene Ontology annotation, biological process: C-terminal protein methylation.
AACUUUUCAUUUGUUUUUAGUACAAUAGACUAAAGGUCUUUUCAUCCAAAAAUUCGGCUGUAUGGGCUAUAUCUUUUUACACAUGCAAUUAGAAAAGUCAAACAAAAAUAUCAAAAUUAGAUAUUUGGCAUAGAUAACAUUACACAUCUACGAGUAUUUGGUGAUGAAAAGGCAAUUCAAUCGUGAUAAAUAACAAAGAGAAUGGAUAAUAGGAUAUGGUCUGCGGAAGAGGAGGCGAUAAUCGCGACGAACACGGAGGCUACCGAGUGCAAGCGAUGUGCCGUCGAAUUAGGCUACUGGAAGGAUGAUUACAUUGGAUACUUCGCUAAACAUGUUGACCGAAAAGCACCAGAGAUCAAUCGGGGAUACUACGCCAGGGUCAAGGGGGUCGAGAUGUUCAUACAUCAAUUCUUGGAGAGAUGUGAUACUAAAUGCCAGAUUAUAAAUCUUGGCUGUGGAUUCGACACUCUUUACUGGAGACUGAAGGACACGACACAAGCAGUUGGCAAUUUUAUAGAGUUGGAUUUUCCAGCUGUUACUGCAAAGAAGGCUCAUAUCAUCAAGCGCAACAAAGCACUACUGGAAAAGAUUUGUAAUGAAGACGGCGAAGUGGUAAUUCGCGAGGGCGACUUGCACUCGGACGGUUACCACCUGGUGGGGUGCGACCUGCGCUGCCUCACCGACGUGAAGCGCAAGCUGAGCGUCGCCGCCGCGGGCGCGCCCACGCUGGUGCUGGCGGAGUGCGUGCUGGUGUACCUGCGCUCCGACGCGGCCGACGCGCUGCUGCGCCACCUGGCGGCCGCCUUCCCGCGCUGCGUGCUGCUCACGUACGAGCAGUGCAGCCUGGACGACAAGUUCGGCGAGGUGAUGGCGCGCAACCUGCGGGGCCGCGGCGUGGCGGCGCCGGGUCGCUCGCACGCGCUGGGCCCGGCGGACGGCGCGGCGCGGCUGCAGACGCUGGGCUGGGGGCGCGCGCGCGCGUGGGACAUGGUGGCGGUGUGGCGCGCGCUGCCGGACGAGGACCGCGCGCGCGUGGAGCGCCUGGAGAUGCUGGACGAGCGCGAGCUGUUGACGCAGCUCAACUCGCACUACGCGCUGGCCGUGGCGACCACCUGCGACCUGUUCGCCGACAUGGACCUCAAUGCGUGAGAGUUCGAUCUCAACACAUUUUUUUAAUUACAUUUCUAAGGACCGCGAGCAGUCAUUAUUCUGCUCUUGUCUAACGUGAACAAAUUAAAAAAUAAAUGUAAGACUUUCGGGACAGUCAAGUGUCACAACAGUUCAGGAGGGGUCGGCUCUGGGGGAUCUGAUCAGUCACAACUCACAACUCAUCAACUUUAACGUGAAUUUAAAAUUUGAGCUUUACACACUAGCUUAUAAUUUAAUUACUUUAUUAAUAUCUGUAAUGCCCGCGUGAUGCAAUUUUGUUUAAAGGUGGUGUCGCAGUCGAUUGUUUCAGAUAAUUGCAAAAAUGGAUUAUUACAACUAUAUAACUGCAUUAAAACACGUCACAUAAUAAAUAAUAUACAAACGGUGUAAGGAGUCUGGAAGCGAAACGACAGAAAAUAGUUCAUUCAUUAUGUUCACGUAUGUCGAGCGCGCAAUGUAGCGCGAGGCAGCGGCUCGUUGUUCGCCUUACAUUGCGCGCGACAUGAAGCGGGAUUUCCGUCCCGGGCACUGCAGCUGCGGAUGGCAACGACGAUCAUGAGAUGAAACGGAAUUAUUUCAAAAAAAAUUAAAUAAGAAAAAUUUCUCAGUAAACAAAUAUUAAACUUUAAAACUGUUUUCAAGACAUUCGAUCGCCUUUUCAGCCAAAAUUAGUAAUUUUCACAGUAAACAUUGAAUAUUGAGUAAGUGGACGCGCAGUGGUACCCCGGGGGCGCCCCCGGCCGGGCACCGGUGUUUGUGCUGAAGAUCUCGCAUUUAUCAUUUUAUCCACUUUAAACUUUAAAUAGCAAUUUCAAAAAAUAGUAAAAAUUAGACUUGCCGAUUUAAAUAAACACAAUAUAGGGGCUUGAGCUGCCUCUGUUGUAUUGUUACAAUAUUGGGCACCCGUACCUGAACUGUUGCCAGCUGCCAAAUGUAAUAACUCUGUCUGAAACUAUUUAAAGCUAGAAAAGUAUUUUUUUAUUAAUAACCGAAUUUAAGAUUUGUUACUCUUUGAAAUCACGUAUUGUUCGGGAUUUAUCUCCCGCGAUGAUGCAGGCGCACGGUGAGCAGGAGUCAGGAGGACCAGCUCCGGGGCUUAUGAACGAACAUACACGCUCACUUCUGCCAUGUGCAUAGCGGGGCAGAGCGGGGCGGCCACGAUGUGUCGCCUUGAAUGAACUGAUCCUCAAAAACACUAAAAUAUUUAAUAAUUAAUGUUACCAGAAAGAAAAAAGUCUAUAUAACUAAAAAAGUUCAAGUAUGUUUGUAAUUGUUCGCAAGUUUCGCGAGCAUCACAUCAUACAGCUAUAUAGCCUCCCCCGGGCCCCGGCUCCGGCCGCGCCCCGCGUGCUGUGGACGAGUCGUUUGUCAAAAUAACUAACCCUAACCACAAUGCAUUAUGCAGUAACUGACAAAAAUGUUUUUGUCUGUUAGUUCCGACUGAUGCCCGACACGUCCGCGGCGACCGCGCGGCCUCGCCGGCGGACAAAGCCGUUGUAAAGGGUGCCGGGGGUUAACUUGCUUAAUAAAUAUAGUGAUGAAGCUUAAAACAAUAAUUAAGAUCUUAAUAAUUAGCCCGGCAGCAUUAAUUAACGUUAUAUUUACACGAGGCCGCCCGCGCCCUCUGCGCUCGCGAGCUCAUUGUUACAUGUAUAAGUGUUAUUUAUAAAUAAAUAAAUGCUGGAUUGAAGUAAAA